AUGCCAGAUGGCGCGCCCUUGAAGAACAGACCGAGCAACGUGAGCAGCAGCUCGGUUCUGCACAUGAAGUACAGCGCUUCCACCGCGACGUCGACGAGACCAGAGAUUGGAUUCAGGAGAAGGACGAUGCUCUUGAUUCGGAUGACUUCGGACGUGAUCUCCGAUCAGUUCAAGCUCUACAGCGUAAACACGAGGGUGUCGAAAGAGAUCUUGCUGCUCUUGGUGAUAAGAUCAAGAGCCUGGAUGAGAAGGCCAAUCGUCUUCGUCAGAGUCACCCAGAGGCUGCAGAACAGAUCUACGACCUGCAGCGCGAGCUCAAUGAGCAGUGGAACAGACUCACGGCCAAAGCCAACAACCGCAAAGAGAAACUGCUUGAUUCUUAUGACUAUCAGAGAUUCUUAUCCGAUUAUCGCGAUCUUAUGCAGUGGAUAUCUGCCAUGA
Messenger RNA from Cooperia oncophora, 441 nucleotides. NCBI's taxonomy places the organism in Eukaryota, Metazoa, Nematoda, Chromadorea, Rhabditida, Trichostrongylidae. The record is from the annotation of a GenBank genome assembly.